CUCACCUCUAUCGUGCCGUGCGCCUCCUCGGAGAUCGUAGGUGUGGAGUGUCAGGCCAGCUCACCUGGGGCAAGUGGCGGGGGCCUCAUGUGCUCGGACAGUGGCGCCCUCUGUGAGAACUCUAUGCAGGCCAGCGGUCAGUGUGACAACUACAGGGUCCGCUACCUGUGUGGCAUACCAGCGGCGAGGAACCAGGUGUGUAAAUCAAUCAACUUCUGCGACCCCGACCCGUGCGAGAACGGGGCGCCGUGCACAGACACGGGCGGCGGCUUCCUGUGUUCCUGCCGGGACGGCUUCUCUGGACACCGCUGCCAGCAUGACAUCAACGACUGCGAGCCUGGCCCGUGCAAAAAUGGAGGGAACUGCACGGAUCUGCUCAACAACUUCCUCUGUGACUGCUCGGGCACUGGGUUUGAUGGGCCCACCUGUGAGAGAGACAUCAACGAAUGUGACAGCGACCCCUGCAACAUCACCAGAAGUCGUGCCUGUCAGAACCUGACCAAUGACUUCUCCUGUGACUGUCUGCCUGGCUAUACGGGCAAGGCUUGUGAGGAGGAAGUGAACGAGUGUGCCUCUGCCCCCUGCCUACACGGUGCGGUAUGUAACGACCGACAGGCGGACUUCCACUGCGUGUGCCCCAACGGGUGGAGCGGAAAGACGUGUGAGAUAGAGGACAAGCUGUGCUCCGACCUGGGGGAGCCUUGUGACAACGCCGCGCAGUGCCUGGAUCUCUUCAACAGCUACUACUGCAGGUGUCUCCCCAACACAUAUGGCACCAACUGCAGCGACAGCUUGGAUGUGUGUCUAGUGGAUAUCCUUUAUGUC
This is a messenger RNA of Aplysia californica (California sea hare), 825 nucleotides long. RefSeq names its product fibropellin-1. NCBI's taxonomy places the organism in Eukaryota, Metazoa, Mollusca, Gastropoda, Aplysiida, Aplysiidae. Gene Ontology annotation, biological process: Notch signaling pathway. The record is from RefSeq and is a predicted model, not a curated record. Gene Ontology annotation, molecular function: calcium ion binding; Notch binding.